CUUGGACAUCACCUCCUGGCUCAUCGACAACGCAACGGUCUCAGAGUGGAACCUUCAAGGACUUCCCAAUGAUGAGCUCAGCAUCCAGAACGGCCUCAUCGUGAGCAAGGCGUCCUGCUACCCUCUCCUCAUCGACCCUCAAGGACAGGGCAAGAUUUGGAUCAAGAACAGAGAAGCAAUGAAUGAGCUACAGAUCACGUCGCUGAACCACAAGUACUUCCGCACCCACCUGGAGGACUCGCUCUCUCUGGGCCGGCCGCUGCUCAUUGAGGACGUGGAGGAGGAGCUGGAUCCCGUCCUGGACAACCUCCUGGACCGUAACUUCAUCAAAUCUGGCUCAAUCCUGAAGGUGGUGGUUGGCGACAAGGAGUGUGACAUCAUGCCGGGCUUCAUGCUGUACAUCACCACCAAGCUGCCCAACCCCGCCUACACCCCGGAGGUCUCGGCCAAGACUGCCAUCAUUGACUUCACUGUGACUGUGCAUGGCCUCGAGGAUCAGCUGUUGGGUCGGGUCAUCAGGACGGAGAAGAGUGACCUCGAGAGUGAGCGUGUGGCACUCAUCGAGGAGGUAAUGGAGAACAAGCGGCGGAUGAAGGAGCUGGAGGACAACCUGCUCUUCCGUCUCACCUCAGUACAGGGCUCACUAGUGGAUGACGAGGACCUGAUCAUGGUGCUGCAGGACACUAAAUCCACCGCGCAGGACGUGAGCACCAAGCUGCAUGUUGCCUCGGAGACGGAGCGCAAGAUCAACGGUGCUCGUGAAGAGUACCGCCCGGUAGCCACACGUGGCUCCAUCCUCUACUUCCUCAUCACCGACAUGGCUGUGGUCUCCUGCAUGUACCAGACCUCCCUCAGGCAGUUCCUCGUCCUCUUUGAUAUGUCUAUGAUCAAGUCCGACCGCAGCAACAACCCCAAGGUAAGGAUUGGAAACAUCAUCCGCUUCCUCACUGUCACUGUCUGGAGGAAUGCUUGUCGAGGCUUCUACGAGAGGCACAAGUUCCUCUUCACGCUCCUCCUGGCCAUGAAGAUUGACCUCCAGUGUGGCCACAUUUCGCAUGAGGAGUUUAUGAAGUUCAUCAAGGGUGGAGCCUCCCUGGACCUGAAGGCGGUGCAGCCCAAGCCGUUCCGCUGGGUGCUGGACAUCACGUGGCUGAACCUGGUGGAGCUGAGCAAGUUGCAGCAGUUCAACUCCCUGCUCGACCAGAUCACUGAGAACGAGAAGGACUGGCGGCUCUGGUUUGAGAAGGACAAGCCCGAGGAGGAGGAGCUGCCUUGUGGGUACUCUCGCUCCCUGGACAUGUUCCGUCAGCUGCUGCUCAUCCGCUCCUGGUGCCCUGAUCGUACCCUUUCCCAGGCCCGACGCUACAUUCGCAGUGCCUUGGGUGAGCAGUAUGCAGACAGCGUCAUUCUGGACCUGGAGUCAACCUGGGAAGAGUCGGACAACCGCACGCCACUCAUCUGCUUCCUCUCCCAAGGCUCGGACCCGUCAGUGCAGAUUGAAACCCUCGCCAAGGCCAAGGAGAUCGAGUUGAGGUGCCUCUCCAUGGGUCAGGGGCAGGAGUCUCAUGCCCGGCGCCUGCUGUCCGAGGCCAUGGCUGGCGGCAAGUGGCUGCUGCUUCAGAACUGCCACCUCAGUCUGGAGUUCUGCCAGGAGAUGCUCGACACGGUGACAGAGUCCAGCAACGUCCACAAGUGUUUCCGUCUCUGGCUCACCACGGAGGUGCAUCUGUCCUUCCCCAUCGGUCUGCUGCAGAUUUCUAUCAAGUUCACCAAUGAGCCUCCACAGGGCAUCCGUGCCAGUCUCAAGAGAACUUAUGCUGAUGUGUCUCAGGACCUCCUGGACUAUUCCAACGCCCAUCAGUGGCCGCGGCUCCUCUACUCCACGGCCUUCCUGCACACGGUGGUGCUGGAGCGCAGGAAGUAUGGGGCGCUGGGCUGGAACGUUCCCUAUGAGUUCAAUCAGGCAGACUUCCGUCGAUUUUAG
Messenger RNA from Eriocheir sinensis (Chinese mitten crab), 1984 nucleotides. Its product is annotated as dynein axonemal heavy chain 5-like. The record is from RefSeq and is a predicted model, not a curated record. Gene Ontology annotation, biological process: microtubule-based movement. Gene Ontology annotation, molecular function: dynein light intermediate chain binding; dynein intermediate chain binding; minus-end-directed microtubule motor activity. Lineage: Eukaryota; Metazoa; Arthropoda; Malacostraca; Decapoda; Varunidae. Gene Ontology annotation, cellular component: dynein complex. The transcript is spliced from 14 exons. Bases 179 to 1984 code for a protein of 601 amino acids.